Molecule: messenger RNA, 1449 nt
Organism: Sporisorium graminicola
Lineage: Eukaryota; Fungi; Basidiomycota; Ustilaginomycetes; Ustilaginales; Ustilaginaceae
Exons: 1
Coding region: 1-1449 (482 amino acids)
Biological process (GO): D-sorbitol catabolic process
Molecular function (GO): L-iditol 2-dehydrogenase (NAD+) activity; zinc ion binding
Source: RefSeq, a predicted model, not a curated record
AUGUCUCCCAUCGCUGUCACAGAUUCUGCCCCGGUCGCAGCACCCGUCGCCAAGCAGCAAAACGGAACCGCUGCAGUCAACGGCGAUAUGAACGGCACCACCGCCUCCCCAUCGGCGUCCUCCUCCGGUCCCAACACCUCAGCCGUGCUACACGGAGCCAAGGACCUCCGCAUUGAAGAGCGUCCCUACGCCGCGCCAACAGGCGACGAGGUCCAGAUCCGCGUUCGAGCCACCGGUCUCUGCGGUUCCGAUCUCCACUAUUACCUGCACGGCCGCAAUGGCGACUUUGCACUCCAACACUCGAUGUGUCUCGGCCACGAAUCCGCGGGAGAGAUCGUUGCUCUCGGACCCAACGUCCCCGCCGCGGCCUCUCUCUCUGUUGGCGACCGCGUCGCCAUCGAAGCCGGGCGCUUCUGCGGAUCGUGCCCCAAAUGCCGCGAUGGACGCUAUAACCUGUGCAAGCAGAUGCGCUUCGCUUCUUCGGCAAAGACUUUCCCGCAUCUCGACGGCACGCUGCAAAAGUACAUGAACUGGCCGUCGUGGUUGGUGCACAAGCUGCCUGCGAAUGUGUCUUUGACCUCGGCCGCGCUGUGCGAACCGCUGAGUGUGGUGUUGCAGGGGAUUAGGAGGAGUCAGUUGCAACCAGGGCAGAGCGUGUUGGUGUACGGCGCUGGAGCGGUCGGGUUGCUGGCGUGUGCAGCGGCAAAGGCGAGCGGGGCUAGUUUUGUCGCGGCAGUGGAUAUCGACCAGGGGAAGCUGUCGUUUGCUGCGGCCAACGGAUGGGCGGAUGCGACGUACUUGCUUCCGCGUGCUCCCCCUGCUGCCGCCGUAGCCGACGAGGCACAGGACUCCCGCGCUCGCCGUGUAGCAGAAGACAAAGCUGCUAUCGCCGCCGCCUCGUCCUCGGCUACUUCGCUCCUCCAAGCCCUCUCCACUUCCUCGGCCCCUUCAACAUCGACCGGGUACGCAGUGCAACCUGCGCCGCUCGACCUGGCCUCGGAAGGCUUCGACGUGGUAUACGAGUGCACCGGCGUGCCCGCCUGCGUACAGACCGGCAUCUUCGCCACGCGCCCUGGCGGCAAAGUCGUCCUCAUCGGCAUGGGCAGCCCCAUCCAGACCCUUCCCAUCGGCGCAGCCUCCCUGCGCGAGGUCGACAUCGUCGGCGUCUUCCGCUAUGCCAACACUUACCCGAUCGCCCUCGGCCUGCUCGCUGGCGGAACGCUCCGUGCGCAAGGAGGCGGCGUGCACGCCCAGGCCACCUCCGCCCAGCAGCACGCCGACCAGGAGGGCCUCGGCGCAGGUAAGAAGAUGGGCGGAAUCGACAACCUCGUCUCGCACGCCUACCCGCUCAAGGACGCCGUCAAGGCCUUCGAGACCCUCGCCAAUGGCAAGGACGCCCAGCACGGCCGUGGCGUCGUCAAGGUCUUCAUCACCGACGACGAACCUUGA